Molecule: messenger RNA, 1811 nt
Organism: Sorghum bicolor (sorghum)
Lineage: Eukaryota; Viridiplantae; Streptophyta; Magnoliopsida; Poales; Poaceae
Product: shikimate O-hydroxycinnamoyltransferase
Exons: 2
Coding region: 51-1451 (466 amino acids)
Molecular function (GO): acyltransferase activity, transferring groups other than amino-acyl groups
Source: RefSeq, a predicted model, not a curated record
GUGCUUCCUUCUCCCUACUCUACUCCCUCACACUCGUCGCUCGCAACGACAUGGUGAAGGAAGGCAACACCACCGACGGCGCCUGGGCUUGGCACGGGCACGGCCGCGAUGAGGUGACCAUCACGGCCGUCUCGACGGUGGCGCCGGCGCUGCCUGUGCAGGAGCACCGCCUGCCGCUGUCGAACCUGGACCUCAUCCUGCCGCCCAUCGACGUCAGCGUCUUCUUCUGCUACGUCCCCGCCGCCGGCGGCCGCGGCCACCACCACCCGGCCGCGGUCCUCAAGGCGGCGCUGGCAAAGACGCUGGUGGCGUACUACCCGCUGGCCGGGGAGGUAGUGGCCAACGCGGCGGGCGAGCCGGAGCUGCUGUGCAGCGGCCGCGGGGUGGACGUCGCGGAGGCGACCGCCGACGGCACCGCGCUGCAGGACCUCCGCCUGAGCCUGCCCGACGAGAGCGUCGAGCCGCUCGUGCCCAAGAAGAAAGCCGGCGUCAUGUCCGUGCAGGUGACCAAGUUCAAGUGCGGUGGCGCCGUGGUCGGGUGCACCUUCGACCACCGCGUCUGCGACGCCUACUCCUUCAAUAUGUUCCUCGUCGCUUGGGCCGCAGCUGCCCGUGGCGGCUCAGCGCCUCCGGCCCCGUCCUUCCACCGGUCGUUCCUCGCGCCGCGUGAACCAGCACCACUCUCCACCGCCGGCGGCAACAACCUCGCGGACCGCCUCUUCGUCCCCGUGAGCCGCGCGCCGGCCCUACCAGACACAGCCGCCGCCAACCGCAUCUACUGCGUGUCCGCUGACGACGUCGCGGCGCUUCAGGCCUCGGCGGGGUCAGGGCGCACGAAGCUGGAGGCGUUCACGGCGCACCUGUGGCAGCUCUACGCCAGGGCCGCAGCGGCCUCGCGGCGCCAGCAGCGGUGCCAGUCGUGCUGCAUGGGCGUGGUGGUGGACGGGCGCAGUCGCCUCCGCCGCGACGGCGCCAUGGAGGCCUACUUCGGCAACGUGCUGACCAUCCCCUACGGCGUCAUGGGCACCGACGCCCUGCGCGGCAUGGCGCUCGGCGACGUGGCCGGCGACGUGCACCGGUGGGUGGCGGAGGCCGCGACCGGCGAGCACUUCCGCGAGCUCGUCGACUGGGUGGAGGAGCAGCGGCCGGAGCCCACGGUGGCGAGGGCGUACCUGGGCCGCGGCUACGGCGGCGAGGACGCGAUGGCCUGCGUGGUGUCGUCGGGGAUGCGGCUCCCCAUUGGCGAGGUGGACUUCGGGUGGGGUCGGCCGGCGUUCGCGUCGUACCACUUCCCCUGGCCCGGCGGCGCAGGGUACGUGAUGCCGAUGCCGAGCGCGCGCGGGGACGGCGACUGGGUGGUGUACGUGCACGCGGCGCCGGAGGUGGUGGGGGUGAUGGAGGCGGAGCCGACGAUGUUCAGAGCGCUGGAGGGUAGCGACAUUUUCGGGUGAAUUGUUAAGUGCCUGGGCGGUCGGCUGGGGCCCAGGGUGCGAGCAGGAGCAGCUGCUGGAACGUGAUGGCGCCAUCGUGACAUCGUCGUCCGUAUACGUCUGUUUGUAUGUACGUACGUGUCUGGUUCGUGGUUUACGUUAUGUUGGGUUCAAUCCGUAUUACCGUGCGUGUAGUACGCGUGUGCUGUGUAACACGUACGUACGUAGUAUACUAUAUGUGGGGUGUGUACGUACGUGUUCAUGCAUACCUGUGGAACUUGGGGGUAAAGUGUACUAAUAAGUGAAAAUUGUGUAUAUAUACAGCAUUAUGUCCGUACUACGUUGGAUCUGGUAAAAAAACGGCAUAACAAUUGUAAUUUA